Molecule: messenger RNA, 860 nt
Organism: Armigeres subalbatus
Lineage: Eukaryota; Metazoa; Arthropoda; Insecta; Diptera; Culicidae
Exons: 2
Coding region: 67-789 (240 amino acids)
Source: RefSeq, a predicted model, not a curated record
GCAAGCGGAAACGUCAUCUUCAAAAUCCUCAGAUAUCAAUAAAUAAAUACAUUUUUUACACAAAAAAUGGAAUCAUCCGAAAAUCCAAAACCAGCUAUUUCGGCUAAUAAAAAUCAUGAAGAUCGAGAAGAGCGAGUAUGUGUCCGGUAUGAGGGCAGGCUGUUCUCGAUUCCCCGGGGGGACUACGAACGCCGCAUUUCUGAACCAGAUGGUAACAAUAUUCAGUUAGUAUAUGCUGCACCAAAAUUUCGCACCAAAAAGCUUGCAUUUGAAUUGGGUGACAAACAUGUUACAGAAGACCCUUCGACAGCGUCGCUUUUUCAAUCAUCGACAAAUGAUCAACUCGCAGCAUCUACCGAUAACAAAUCUUCUUCAUUGGAAAGCAUUCUCUCACGAACGGCCAGUGGCGUUGCGUUAGGCAAGGAGAGUUUUUCUGAAAAACCUGCAGAGACGUACCAACAGAACAUGGAAAUGCCAUCUACCGAAAACGUACCGUCAAAAUCAUCGAAAGUAAUUGCCAAUAAACUGUACCAGCUUCGAUCCAGCGUCGUAAGGACUAUCGAUCAGUACAUACAGCACAUCGAAACGGAACAAGAACCAACGGGGCCGGAUUGCUCAACGUUGCACCCGGACGGGGAUGGAUCAAUGAUGCUGGAAUACCGAAAGCGGAAUAUGCAGGUGCUAAAAACGGAUUCGUUUGUGCGCGCCAAGAAACAAAUUCGAACCAAGUUGUACCGGGAAAUUGAUGCGUUGGUUAAACGCUUGCAUGACCUGGAAUCGGCGGAUUAGGUGAUAACAUGUUUUUUUAAUAGUGUUUUUAUUUUUUAUCCGUUUAAAUAUAAAUGUUUGCAGAAAAAUUA